This is a messenger RNA of Kazachstania africana CBS 2517, 924 nucleotides long. It is a transcript of the gene PPH3, whose product is annotated as phosphoprotein phosphatase PP4 catalytic subunit PPH3. Gene Ontology annotation, biological process: peptidyl-serine dephosphorylation; double-strand break repair via homologous recombination. The transcript has a single exon. Lineage: Eukaryota; Fungi; Ascomycota; Saccharomycetes; Saccharomycetales; Saccharomycetaceae. Gene Ontology annotation, cellular component: cytoplasm; nucleus. Gene Ontology annotation, molecular function: protein serine/threonine phosphatase activity. Bases 1 to 924 code for a protein of 307 amino acids. The record is from RefSeq and is a predicted model, not a curated record.
AUGGAGUUAGAGAAGACCAUAAGACUACUAAAGGAGGGGAAGCACUUAUCUGAGGAGAGGGUAUACGACAUAUGCCUGAAGUCCCAGGAGUUGCUGAUUACCGAAGGGAAUGUUACGCAUGUGGACACACCCGUGACGAUAUGUGGAGAUAUUCAUGGACAAUUACACGAUCUAUUGACGUUAUUUGAGAAGAGUGGAGGUGUGGAGAAGACGCGGUACGUAUUUCUUGGGGAUUUCGUCGACCGUGGAUUCUAUUCAUUGGAGUCAUUUCUCCUGUUACUUUGUUACAAGAUUCGAUACCCAGAUAGAAUAACUUUAAUUCGAGGGAACCAUGAGACUAGGCAGAUCACGAAAGUGUAUGGUUUUUACGAUGAAGUGAUGAGAAAGUACGGAAACAGUAACGUUUGGAGAUACUGUUGCGAAGUCUUUGAUUAUCUUUCAUUGGGUGCGAUAAUAAACAACCGAAUAUUUUGCGUUCAUGGUGGGCUUUCACCUGAUGUGAGUACUAUAAACGAAAUUAAGGCCAUUGAUAGAAAACAGGAGGUACCACAUGAAGGUGCAAUGUGUGAUUUGCUGUGGAGUGACCCGGACGAUGUAGAUAAAUGGUCAUUAUCACCAAGAGGAGCAGGAUUUUUAUUUGGUAGUAACGAAGUGGAGGAAUUUUUACAUACGAAUGGAUUUGAAUUGAUUGCUAGAGCGCACCAGUUGGUUAUGGAGGGUUAUAAGGAGAUGUUUGAUGGUGGGCUAGUCACAGUUUGGUCUGCGCCGAACUAUUGUUACAGAUGUGGGAACGUUGCAGCUGUGCUGAAGAUAGACGAUCAAUUAGAAAGGAAUUACACCAUAUUCGACGCAGUACAACCACAGGAUGGUGUUGGAAAUGCGAUAAUCCCAACGAAACAACCACAAAUGGACUACUUCUUGUGA